AUGGUAAGUUAUCGUGUUGAAAUUAUAUUUUUACUUUUAUUUUUUCAGAAUCCCCAAACAAGACGAACUGCGGGAAAACAGGAGCACCCUCGCCCCCUGAGUGAGCUCGGGGGGCCUCUGGAAUUAAAAGGGUGCUCUGUCCAAGUCCUAAAUGAGCUCAAUUGCGCUUGGAUCAAUCCUAGAGCAAUUCGGACCGGAAUGGAGGUAUGCUUACUUUUCGUUUUUUAUUUUCUUGUCAAUGAGAUCUCACUAGAUUGGUGUAUAUCAUCUCCAACUUUUUUAGAAUUACGCCAAAAUGGUCUCCAUUUUGGCCUGCUCGACUUUGAUGAUGAGCCCACGAGCAGGAAAUGAAGUAAAAGUUUUCUACUAUAACUUCAAAGCUCUUUUACUAUGA
Molecule: messenger RNA, 394 nt
Organism: Bursaphelenchus xylophilus (pine wood nematode)
Lineage: Eukaryota; Metazoa; Nematoda; Chromadorea; Rhabditida; Aphelenchoididae
Source: the annotation of a GenBank genome assembly